GAGCUGAUUUUGGAGGCAUGUGCUAAUGCCUGCAAGGAUGACACCAUCCGGCUCUUUCCAUUUCGGUAUGGCAAUCCGGAAGCCCUCUUGGAGGAAUGCCACGAAGGAAAGCGCUUCCUCUCCGAGAGGAUGCAUCAAGGCUGGCUUGAUAAAGUCAACAUGCUGACAUAUCCUCUUGUGCAAGACCACAACGCGACGAAUCAAAAGCUUCCGGAGAAGGACCGCCAGUCGUUUGAUGAUUACGACUCAUGGGUCGCUUGCGCUGACUCGACUGGCCGCAUCUACCUCUUCCCCCAGGACGAGGAGUCCAAGGUGCCACCCUGUGUCCGGAACCCUCGCAAUCAUCAGAAAGCAGUUCUGGACUUUGCCGUGGACUGGGAGAACAUGCGCUGCGUCUCGGCGGGCGUUGAUGGCAUCAUUGUCUUCCACGAUCUCAAGACCGAUGAGCCGCAGCACAUGCUGAUGGUUGCAGGGGAAUGUAACCUUUCAGCGGUACACGACUUCUGGAGCACUCUGGAUGUGGACUUUCAACUUGGCAAGAUGUCCGCGGGCCUCUCCAGUGGUCACGUGCAGUUGGUGGACUUGCAGGUUGGAAAGGCGGUGUACAUGUUUCCCUGCCACAACAGAUUGAUCCGGCGAGUUGCCACAGAUUGGGCCGCCAACGAACUCGCAUCUUGCUCCUAUGAUGGCUGCAUCAACCUCUCCGACCUGCGAACCGGGAAGGUGAUUCGACAAAUCCAGGGCCGUGGACAGUGGGAUGCCAUGGACGUGUCCUUCGACCAGCACCUUCUCCUGGCUUCAUCAAAGUUCAAGCCGGCGACGAUGCUUUGCGACCUGAGGACUGGCAAGAUCAUCCAGGAGUACGAACUGUCCGACCACCGGCCCAACUGGAUCAGCGUGAACUGGGCGACGAAGACAGCAUGUACUGGCGCUGAUGACGGCAAGGUCAAGCUCUGGCAGCUGGAUACUGGCGAGGUCUCUCGCACGAUCGAUUGCGAUCACUUCCUCACUCAGAGCCUGGACAUCUGCUGGUCCCGGGGCCUGCUGCUCACUGGAUCUUUCGACUAUCAGUUCAAGAUGUGGGACGUGACAACUGGCGACCUGCUGAAACAGUUCGUCGCGCCCAGACGAUGUGUGACGCGUGUGCUGCUCCAAUGA
This is a messenger RNA of Symbiodinium pilosum, 1158 nucleotides long. Lineage: Eukaryota; Dinophyceae; Suessiales; Symbiodiniaceae. The record is from the annotation of a GenBank genome assembly.